ACCCAAGUAAAAAGAACCAAAUGGCAAAGGCAAUGACGAGCAGACUCUUCUUGUUCAUGGGUUCACUGACACUUCUAGUGCUAGGAAAUGGUGUUGGUGUGGAGGGGAAUCUAGAUUAUAAAGAUGCAUUGCUUAAAUCCCUUCUUUUCUUCCAAGGACAGAGGUCAGGGACCCUGCCUGCCAACCAGCAGGUCUCUUGGAGGUCAAAUUCUGGCCUUUCUGAUGGUUCCCUUGACCAUGUAGAUUUAACUGGAGGCUACUACGACGCUGGAGACAAUGUGAAGUUCAACUUCCCAAUGGCGUUCACCACCACAAUGCUGUCAUGGAGCACGCUUGAAUAUGGGAAUAGAAUGGGUCCUCAAUUACAAGAGGCAAGUGCUGCAAUCCGCUGGGCGACCGACUAUCUCCUGAAAUGUGCCAGGGCCACGCCUGGGAAACUCUAUGUAGGUGUGGGUGACCCCAAUGUGGAUCACAAGUGCUGGCAACGGCCUGAGGACAUUAGCACUGUCCGAACUGUUUACUCUGUAACCCCAAGCAACCCCGGCUCGGAUGUUGCUGCCGAGACGGCUGCUGCAUUGGCAGCUGCCUCCCUGGUCUUCCGGAAUGUGGAUCCCAAAUACUCGAGUUUGUUGCUUCAGACAGCAAGAGAAGUUAUGGCGUUUGCUAUUCAAUAUCGUGGCGCAUACAGUGACUCACUUGGAUCAGCAGUCUGCCCUUUUUACUGCUCAUAUUCUGGUUAUAAUGAUGAGUUGCUCUGGGGUGCCUCAUGGUUGUUGAGGGCAACGAAUGAUGCUUAUUACUAUAAUUUUUUGAAAACAUUGGGAGCUAAUGAUCAAGCCGACAUCUUCAGCUGGGACAACAAAUAUGCUGGUGCUUAUGUUUUUUUAUCCAGGCUUGCAUUGCUCGACAAGGAUAAAAACUUUGAGCAAUUCAAGCAACAGGCUGAGAGUUUUUUGUGUAAAAUCUUACCCAAUUCUCCUUAUUCAACCAUCCAAUACACACAAGGAGGACUAAUGUUCAACUUCAAGCAACCUCAAAGCAACCUUCAAUAUGUUACAUCCAUAACAUUUUUACUCACCACAUAUGGCAAGUACAUGGAUUCCAGUAAGCAGACGUUCAACUGUGGCAGUCUCGUUGUUACUCCAAAUUCACUUAUCGGACUUGCAAAAAGACAAGUGGAUUACAUACUGGGGGACAAUCCAAAUAAAAUGUCGUACAUGGUCGGAUUUGGACCCAAUUUCCCCAAGAGGAUACACCACAGAGCCUCUUCAUUGCCUUCCAAGGCAAGCCAACCUCAGAUCAUUGGAUGCGAUGCUGGUUUCCAGCCGUUCUUCUACUCGUCGGACCCGAAUCCUAACGUGUUAGUUGGAGCCAUUGUUGGAGGUCCGAAUCAGAAUGAUGGAUUCACGGAUGAUCGAUCUGAUUAUGCUCAUUCUGAGCCUGCUACUUAUAUUAAUGGUGCAAUUGUCGGACCAUUGGCUUAUUUUGCUUAA
This is a messenger RNA of Hibiscus syriacus, 1493 nucleotides long. Its product is annotated as endoglucanase 9-like. NCBI's taxonomy places the organism in Eukaryota, Viridiplantae, Streptophyta, Magnoliopsida, Malvales, Malvaceae. Gene Ontology annotation, biological process: carbohydrate metabolic process. Gene Ontology annotation, molecular function: hydrolase activity, hydrolyzing O-glycosyl compounds. The transcript has 5 exons. The coding region runs from base 21 to 1493 and encodes 490 amino acids. The record is from RefSeq and is a predicted model, not a curated record.